AUGGUGCCCCAGGUGUUGGACGCAAUGAGUGACAGCACUAACAGUUCCACCACGGCCAAUGACCUGGACCUCAUCUACCUCAAAGGCAUCAUGGAGAGCCCUCCGGAGUAUGAGGAGAGCCUGAAGGAGCCGCGUCCGUCGCCAGUGAGGGAGAACAACGUGGAGCUCUUGCAGGAGAUCCUCAGAGACCUGGACCCCUUCACACACCGCUCCGACACUGCAGCGGAGCUCGCCCUCAUACUCACACAGCCUCACUUCCAGUCUCUACUGGAGACCCAUGAUUCAGUGGCGUCCCAGACAUGUGACAGCCCCCCCCCCAGCCCAUGUGAUUUUGUGGAUCAUGAGCCGGAGGAAGGCCACAAAAACAACCUGCACCUGCCACCUGACGCAAUCCGCAUGGUGGGCAUACGCAAAGUGGCAGGGGAGCAUCUGGGUGUGACGUUCAAGGUGGAGUGUGGUGAGCUGAUUAUAGCCCGCAUCCUCCAUGGAGGGAUGAUAGACCAGCAAGGACUGCUGCACGUUGGAGAUAUCAUCAAAGAGGUUAAUGGACGAGAGGUUGGCCAGGACCCCAGGGUGCUGCAGGAGGAGCUGCAGGCAGCCAGUGGAAGUGUAGUUCUGAAAAUACUGCCUAGCUACCAUGAAACCAUAACACCAAGUCAGGUGUUCUUUAAGUGUCACUAUGACUACGACCCGGCCAAUGAUAACCUGAUUCCCUGUAAGGAGGCGGGCUUAAGGUUUGAGACAGGCGACAUCCUUCAGAUAGUCAACCAGGAUGAUGUCAACUGGUGGCAGGCCCGUCAUGUGGAGGGUGGUAGUGCGGGGCUGAUCCCCAGUCAGAUGCUGGAGGAGAAGAGGAAAGCAUUUGUCAAGAAAGAUGUGGAACUGGCGCCUGCAGGAAAUCUUUGUACUGGUGUUGGAGGGAAGAAGAAGAAGAAAAUGAUGUAUGUGACCACCAAAAACGCAGAGUUCGACCGACAUGAGAUAUUGCUCUACGAGGAGGUGGCCAAGGUCCCGCCUUUCAAGAGGAAAACUCUGAUUUUGAUUGGUGCCCAGGGUGUGGGGCGGCGGAGACUGAAGAACAAGCUUCUACUGAGGGAUCCACUCGUCUUUGGCACCACCAUUCCAUACACCUCCAGAAAGCCCAAAAAAGAAGAUCGCGAGAGUCGGAUGUACGCCUUUACCAGCCGCAGCAAGAUGGAGACCGACAUCAAGAACGGGCGCUAUCUUGAACAUGGAGAAUACGACGGCAACCUGUACGGAAUCAAGAUCGACUCCAUACAUGAGGUGGUGGAGGCGGGGCGCGUCUGCAUACUGGACGCCAACCCUCAGUCUCUCAAACUGCUGAGGACCUCCGAGUUCUUGCCCUAUGUGGUGUUCCUUCAGUCUCCGGACUUCGAGGUGCUCAAGGCGAUGAACCACUCAGCUGUAGAGGCAGGGGUAGUCACUAAAACACUGACGGAUGAAGAGCUGCAGAGGACGAUCGACGAGAGCGCUAAAAUCCAGUCGGCCUACGGUCACUACUUUGACCUCAGCAUCAUCAACGACAACCUGGAUGAGACCUACCGCACCGUCAAGGCCGCCCUGGAAACGGUUUCUAAAAACCCCCAGUGGGUCCCCGUCACAUGGGUUUUCUAGACCAAGGCUGAAGGCAGAGGAGGGAGGGAAUGUCAGGAUGAAGGAAGGCACUGAAAAUCUAAAUAAUAGUGUGUAAAUAAUGGAAGUUCUUUUUUAGACUUUGUGAAGUUUCCACAUAGAUCAAGACCUUAGCAGUAGCUUAGCAUCAAAAAACUAUUUUCUUGCUAAAGUAACAGCUUUGCAUCAAAAUGACCUUACUUACAAGGUAUGAAGGUUGAAGGUAUGUGAAUAAGACAGCUAUUAUUUCAGCAGGAUUAUAUUUUUCUGUGCAGGGAGGAUAGGAAGGAGGGUAUAGAAAGAAACAAGAGAGAGACAGAAAAAGACAGCGGUGGAAAAGACAAAUGAAAUCUUGAAUGUCAGAUUUUACCUGGACACAUGAAGGACCGUGUGUGUGUGCCUGAGCAUGGACUUUAAGGCUUGUAAGUUUUUUAAUGAUUUGUGCCAGUACUGAUGCUCAUCAGCAUAUGUCAUUGUUUACAUUUCAUGAUCAAAACGAUCAUUACUGAUGGUUACACUUAAUCUGCAGGCUAUGAGGGCUCGAAAAAUGUAUUAGCAGUACCCGAUCUAUUGAUUAUUUGUUCGCUUAAUUAACCAAAAACCAAAAAUGUAACUUAGAAUGUUGACGCCCACCACAACCUACAAGAGACCAAACACAUAUCUUAAAACUGCUUAUUUGUUGGUCUGGCAGUCCAAAAACCCAGAAGUUGUCAAAUUACAACAACAUGAAAUGAAAAAGGCAAGAGAUUUCUCUUAUUGUAAUCAAUUGACUUUUUAUGAUUAAUUAUUUGGCUAACACAUGCAACGCUUCAGUGGGUGUGUAACACAAUAAUACAGAAGCUACAGAUUUCCUCA
Micropterus dolomieu (smallmouth bass) is the source of this 2487-nucleotide messenger RNA. RefSeq names its product MAGUK p55 scaffold protein 2a (gene mpp2a). Gene Ontology annotation, cellular component: plasma membrane; cell-cell junction. Lineage: Eukaryota; Metazoa; Chordata; Actinopteri; Centrarchiformes; Centrarchidae. The record is from RefSeq and is a predicted model, not a curated record. Gene Ontology annotation, molecular function: protein binding. The transcript is spliced from 13 exons. The coding region runs from base 1 to 1635 and encodes 544 amino acids.